AUGGCGGCCAAGAAGACCAGAGGAAGGCAGAAGAUUGAGAUGAAGAAAAUUGAAAAAGAAGAAGACAGACUGAUUACUUUCUCAAAACGUAGAUCUGGUAUUUACAAAAAGGCUAGUGAACUUGUGACUCUUACUGGGGCUGAGGUUGGAAUCUUGGUGUUUUCACCAUCAGGAAAGGCUUUUUCCUUUGGCCACCCAUCCAUUGAAGCUGUGGCAAACCGCUUCAUGGGUAUGCAAACACCGAAAGGUGACACACCCCACCCACUAUUGGAGGCUCGUCGCAAAGUGAGAAUCGAUGAAUUGAGUCAUUUUCAUAGUAACCUCCUCAACCAACUUGAUGCUGAGAAGGAGCGAGGGAAGUUGCUAAAGCGAAUAUCGGAUGGGAUAGAAACUGAGGGAUGGUGGCAAACUCCUAUUGAUCUACUUAAUGUGGAGGAGCUCCAUCAAAUGUAUGCCUCUUUAGAUGAAUUGGAGCAAAGUUUGCAAAACGAAAUCUGCCUCAAGACUAGUGUUGAUCCCGAAGCCUCUUCUUCAUCUAUGGUUCCUCUAUCAAAUCUAGACCAAACAACAAACCUUUUUCCAACGUACAAUCCAAAUGAAGCAGGCCCAUCCAACAAUUCCUUUUCUCAAGGCCCUGGUGGAUUCAUGCCAAAUUAGUUCUAAAUUACAAUCAUGCCAAUAAGACUCAUAACAUUGUUAUCUUAGUCGUUUUGUUAGAUCUCUUUGAUCAUCUUUAAUGUCUCCAUUUUAUACAUCUUUCAGUUUUAGUCAU
Molecule: messenger RNA, 772 nt
Organism: Mangifera indica (mango)
Lineage: Eukaryota; Viridiplantae; Streptophyta; Magnoliopsida; Sapindales; Anacardiaceae
Product: agamous-like MADS-box protein AGL62
Exons: 1
Coding region: 1-657 (218 amino acids)
Biological process (GO): positive regulation of transcription by RNA polymerase II
Molecular function (GO): protein dimerization activity; RNA polymerase II cis-regulatory region sequence-specific DNA binding; DNA-binding transcription factor activity, RNA polymerase II-specific
Source: RefSeq, a predicted model, not a curated record